Messenger RNA from Emericellopsis cladophorae, 1539 nucleotides. RefSeq lists its product as uncharacterized. NCBI's taxonomy places the organism in Eukaryota, Fungi, Ascomycota, Sordariomycetes, Hypocreales, Bionectriaceae. The coding region runs from base 1 to 1539 and encodes 512 amino acids. The transcript has 3 exons. The record is from RefSeq and is a predicted model, not a curated record.
AUGCAGAAAUCCGAGACGGUAGACGGCGUAGACCACAUCGGUGGAUCGUUCUUCAUGCAGUUGACCAUGAACCUGACCGAUCUCAUGGCAACUCCAGGAUCGACCGUCUUCCGAUACAAAUGGCGGGGCACGCGAGUCAUCUUGCUUCGACAAGACAAGUCCGUUCUUCCGACUCCCCAAGCCUCGCUCAAGACAAUAAGCACGGAAUGCUUCCAGUCGGCCAUUGUCGAAUCGACCUGCGGACUCAACGUCACCUGCAUUUGUGCGGACAAGACGUUUCACGAUGUAGCAUUUGACUGUGUCCUCGGCGCGUGCUCGGUCCCUGACGCACUGGAGGUGGCCCGGGUCGAAGCAGAGGCAUGCGAGAGGCCAACCCGGUCUAGGAGGCAGGACACGCUCAUUCCAUUAGUACUGUACUUUCCGGCUUGGAUCGCGCCCUGGUUGCGUUUAUACUCGAGGUGGACGACGUGCGACAGACUGGCCGUGGACGACUACAUGAUGAGUGUCUGUGGCGUCUUCUACACGGUGUUUGCGGUGCUUGGCCAGGUCACGGGUUACAUGGCUUUUGGCGUCGACACAUGGACCGUGGGGAUUGACAAGGUCUCCAAGGGGCUCAAGAUUUUUUACGUGGACGAGAGCUUCUACCUGUUCUGCCUCAGUCUGACCAAGGUCUCGAUGAUCUUCUUUUACCUGCGGGUCUUCCCGAACCGUGGCUUUCGGUACGCCGCGUUCGCCACCAUGGCCUUUGUCAUCGUCCCUACCGUGGUCCUGAUCUUUGCACAGAUCUUCCAGUGCUCCCCGAUUCACUUGGUCUGGGAUGGCUGGGCCGACAGGUCGCAGGCGGACCACUGCAUCAAUAUCAACGCGCUCGCCUACACGGCGGCCUCGUUCAGUAUCGCGCAGGAGCUGGCCCUCCUGGUGCUACCCCUGCCGCUGCUCAUCGGGCUGAACAUGGGGCUUAAGCAAAAGGCCGGCAUCAUCCUCAUGUUCUCUCUGGGCGUCUUUGUGGUGAUCACGUCGUGUGUGCGCCUGCGAUAUAUUGUCUACUUUGGCCACACGGUGAAUCCGUCCUGGGACUUGACGGACCCUCUCAUCUGGUCUGGCAUUGAGGUUUCCGUGUCCAUCAUCAUUGCCUGCCUGCCGGCCAUCCGUGUGCUCAUCAUUCGUAUCAUCCCGGGGCUGCUCAGCUCCUUGGGGAGCCGCGGGCCGAGCGACAAGAACGGCUAUGUCAAGGAAAGCUCGGGCUUCUCCGCGCAACGAUCGACCAACAGCCGACACAAGCUCCAGCGCCGGAGGAGCGUCAACCUCUUCGCUUCCCGCGAACGCGACGGCGGCGGCGACGAUGGCAACGACAACAGCAACGGCAGCGAGGUCGAGCUGGGGCUGCAGCUCGGGGACAAGAUCCGAGGCGACGUGCAGACGGAGAUCUACGGGGCGCAAGACACUGAUUCGGACAAGGCGGAUCAGGGAAUACGCAUCAACACGACCACGCGGAUGGACGUGCAUGAGUUUGAAAUGGAGCCGCGGCGGCGAGCCUGA